UGGACGUAGUAGGUGGCCCUAGCAGCCCAUUCCAUACUGCCUGUGCUAUAAAACAAAGCCUUGCCGCCUCUCAGUCUCUGCUUCAUUUUGCUCUCUUCGUCUGCGGCUAGGGUUUUUAGUGCCUUUUCUUUGCGAAAGUUUUGUAUUAGAAAUCAGCCAUGGGUAAGGAGAAGACUCACAUCAACAUUGUGGUCAUUGGCCACGUCGACUCUGGAAAGUCGACCACCACUGGGCACUUGAUUUAUAAGCUUGGUGGAAUUGACAAGCGUGUUAUCGAGAGGUUUGAGAAGGAAGCAGCUGAGAUGAACAAGAGAUCAUUUAAAUAUGCCUGGGUGUUGGACAAACUCAAGGCUGAGCGUGAACGUGGUAUUACCAUUGAUAUUGCACUCUGGAAGUUUGAGACCACGAAGUACUACUGCACUGUCAUUGAUGCUCCUGGACAUCGUGACUUCAUUAAGAAUAUGAUCACUGGUACCUCACAGGCUGACUGUGCUGUCCUCAUUAUUGACUCCACCACUGGUGGUUUUGAAGCUGGUAUUUCCAAGGAUGGCCAGACCCGUGAGCAUGCACUGCUUGCUUUUACCCUUGGUGUGAAACAAAUGAUUUGUUGUUGCAACAAGAUGGACGCCACUACCCCCAAAUACUCUAAGGCUAGGUAUGAUGAAAUUGUGAAGGAAGUUUCUUCCUACUUGAAGAAGGUUGGUUACAACCCUGACAAGAUCCCAUUUGUUCCCAUCUCUGGUUUUGAGGGUGACAACAUGAUCGAGAGAUCUACCAACCUUGACUGGUACAAGGGCCCAACCCUCCUUGAGGCUCUUGACAUGAUCAAUGAACCCAAGAGGCCCUCAGACAAGCCCCUCCGUCUCCCUCUUCAGGAUGUUUACAAGAUUGGCGGUAUUGGAACUGUCCCAGUCGGACGUGUUGAAACUGGUGUUGUGAAGCCUGGUAUGGUUGUGACCUUUGGUCCUACUGGACUCACAACUGAAGUUAAGUCUGUUGAGAUGCACCACGAGGCUCUGCUGGAGGCCCUGCCAGGUGACAAUGUUGGUUUCAAUGUCAAGAACGUUGCUGUGAAGGAUCUGAAGCGUGGUUUUGUUGCCUCUGACUCCAAAAAUGAUCCUGCUAAGGGGGCUGCCAGCUUCACCUCUCAGGUCAUCAUCAUGAACCACCCUGGGCAGAUUGGAAAUGGCUAUGCCCCGGUCCUUGAUUGCCACACAUCCCACAUUGCUGUUAAGUUUGCUGAGAUCUUGACUAAGAUUGACAGGCGAUCUGGUAAGGAGCUUGAGAAGGAGCCAAAGUUUUUGAAGAAUGGUGAUGCAGGAAUGGUGAAGAUGAUUCCAACCAAGCCUAUGGUGGUGGAGACUUUCUCUGAGUACCCUCCUCUUGGUCGUUUUGCUGUGAGGGACAUGCGCCAGACUGUGGCUGUGGGUGUCAUCAAGAGUGUUGAUAAGAAGGAUGCAUCUGGUGCCAAGGUCACCAAGUCUGCUGCCAAGAAGAAGUGAUCCAUGGGAGUUCACAGUUGAUCCCAUUUUGCUGAAGUCUACUUUCAUAGGAAUAAUUGUCUUUCAUACAGAUUUUAUGUCGGUACUGUCAACCAGUUUUGUUUCGUUUAAUAUGUCAUGGUUGUGUUGUCAUUGUUGGGUUGCCAGUCUGAGAACCAGGUACUUGACAGGCGGUGGCACAGCUUAUAGCAUGGAGUCCUCUUGUUUUAGAGAUUUUAGUGUCAAUUUCUUGUUAAGAUUACUAUAUGUCUGAGGUGCGGUUUUUCCCGAACGGCUCAGAAAUUUUGUUCUUGUGGUCAUGCAAAUUUGGGGAUUACAUUCUUGUCCACUUGUAAUGGACUCAUUGUUUUUGUGCUUUAGCUAAAUCUCUAUGAUCUUGAGCUA
Tripterygium wilfordii is the source of this 1886-nucleotide messenger RNA. RefSeq names its product elongation factor 1-alpha-like. The record is from RefSeq and is a predicted model, not a curated record. Bases 159 to 1502 code for a protein of 447 amino acids. Gene Ontology annotation, biological process: translational elongation; translation. The transcript has 3 exons. Gene Ontology annotation, molecular function: GTPase activity; GTP binding; translation elongation factor activity. NCBI's taxonomy places the organism in Eukaryota, Viridiplantae, Streptophyta, Magnoliopsida, Celastrales, Celastraceae.